UUCGUGAGUCUAUCAUCUCACCUUGAAUGAAAUGGAUGAGAGAGAAUUGGCUCCAAUAUCGCCGUACAUUUGCACAGCCACCAUAUAUUUCUCGAUUCUUCACUUGGAAUGUUUGGCGGGAAAUCAAGCAACACUGGCUACUCUCUCCUCUUCUUUGAAUUAGCUUUUGAACUUCGCUAUCGUUUUUGGUAGAAGUUCCACCGGAGGUACGCACAACAAUGGAAAACCCUAGCAGCGGCAUUCGAGGGGCGAUGGAGGAGAAUACUUUGGCUAUUCUCGACGCAUCCGAAGCCACUAAACACACUCGAGACGCCGACGAUGACAGAAUUGCUUUCCUCGAAGCUGUUCGUGCGGCUUCACUUUUGCCAGAAAAUAAAUCGCCACCGACGUUCAAAAUGUGUGAAGCAAUUUUCAAAAUCUUGAGGUUCGGGACGUCCCUCGAACUGAUUUCAACAAGUUACCAGCUUUUGAACGAGUUAGACAGGCAAUUCCCUAGGGUGUAUAUGAAGAACACCAAUGGAUCGAGCAUGUCCCAUGAAUUAGUUGUUCUUCAGGAGGCUUGGACUCCAUUUGUUCUAGGCACUGACAUUUCAGAUAGCCAGAGGACUGCGGCUAAUGAUCUCACUGGCGGACUACUUGACCCCGUUGGUUUUCAUCUACUUCUGCAAGGCCUUGCAGAAGUCUCUGAUGUUGAAAAUUUCCAAGCAUUGGAUACCAAGGUCCUGAGUAACAUGUUAUUGUUUCAUUAUCUUGUCAGUGUCCUUGAAGGAGAUUUUGUGCCUCGAAAUCAGAUGUAUAAAGAAACCAUGAACUGGAUCCUUGUACGGGAAUCUUUGCUUAACAUGAUUCUGUGUUCAAGGAAAAUGAACUACAAAGGAUUGAUGAAGGAUUGUGUGACCACCCUGUGUGGGUUGGGUCAAUUUCUUGCUGAAUAUGACAAUGCUGUCCGAUUUUCUGAGACUUCUGCGGUGAAACAACCUGAAGCUAUUGAUACUGCUUUGGCUACUUCGUUUCUUCAUUUUGGAAGGAUAACAUGUGUUGCCAUCCUUAAACUUAUGGUAAUGGUCAUGGAGCUUGAUUCAUCUAAAAAGGAUGCGGAUAUGCAAGGUCAUACUACAAGGGCUGAUGGUGUGAGAACCCCACUCGCAGAGAUUAUUCAAGAUGAAAUGACUUAUGAUAAAAACAUUCUUUCGCCAUUUCUUCAGGUCUUCAGGGACCCAAAAUGGAAACUGGAAAUAAUCGUGCAAUUUUUCUGGAAAUACAUCUCCAAGCCUUCUGUUCGUACUAGGUGGUCUAAUGUUCCUGCAGAAGAUGCAACAUUCUCUGGAGUAUUGAAGUGUAUUUCAAACAGCUCUAGUACUAAAAGUAUUACUAAAAAGAUUGGUGCACAUGCAAUUCAUCUUUUAUUAGCACAUGGUUUUCAGGCUUUUCUGUUGCUCUCCGCUAAACAAAGGGUUGAAGACCUCCCCGAUUCCAAAGAACAAGUGGCAGGCGGUUCCGUCAUGGAAACUUGCAAGAAUUUGAUAUCAGUUUUUAAUUGCCUCAAGACAUUGGACGAGCGGUUGGAAAUUUCAUCAUGCGCAAAAGAGGCCAUUUUUAUAGCUGCAACAAUCAUGUCCAAAAAGUCAUAGGGUUCGAAUGAACUCACUUCUUGAGAAGUUUAGUCUCAGAGAUCUCAUAAUAUGCUGCAUGUGAAGGGUUAGCCAUAGCAGCAGCAGCCAUCCUCUUGUCAGAAGUCAAGAGUAGAUGAAGAAAAAAGUGAUAUUUUGAGAUAUUUCGCAUUGUUAAGUUAUGCCAUGCACAGGUAAGAAAAUUACCCAUUUCAGAGUUAAUCUUAACCAAGUUCUCUGUAUCGUUCCAAUUUUUAUUGGAUGUCCCCAAAGGGACUAAUCUUAACCAAGUUGAGUAGAUUAUAUAA
This is a messenger RNA of Benincasa hispida (wax gourd), 1918 nucleotides long. It is a transcript of the gene SNI1, whose product is annotated as negative regulator of systemic acquired resistance (SNI1). Gene Ontology annotation, biological process: negative regulation of systemic acquired resistance; DNA damage response; negative regulation of DNA-templated transcription. The record is from RefSeq and is a predicted model, not a curated record. Gene Ontology annotation, molecular function: transcription cis-regulatory region binding. Gene Ontology annotation, cellular component: nucleus; Smc5-Smc6 complex. NCBI's taxonomy places the organism in Eukaryota, Viridiplantae, Streptophyta, Magnoliopsida, Cucurbitales, Cucurbitaceae.